This is a messenger RNA of Ustilago hordei, 11226 nucleotides long. RefSeq lists its product as uncharacterized. The coding region runs from base 1 to 11226 and encodes 3741 amino acids. NCBI's taxonomy places the organism in Eukaryota, Fungi, Basidiomycota, Ustilaginomycetes, Ustilaginales, Ustilaginaceae. The record is from RefSeq and is a predicted model, not a curated record. The transcript is spliced from 2 exons. Gene Ontology annotation, cellular component: nucleus. Gene Ontology annotation, biological process: error-prone translesion synthesis; error-free translesion synthesis. Gene Ontology annotation, molecular function: deoxycytidyl transferase activity; DNA-directed DNA polymerase activity; protein binding.
AUGAAGAUUACAAAGUCGCCCAAGCGUCUGGUGCCAGCUGCCCCAGAGGUGCUGGCAUUGCAAGAUCGCAUUCUCAAGUCUUCCGACGACGAGCUGCCGGAGGCACUCGACAACAUCUCGGAAUGGUGCUGGCCUCGAGGCGAUCUCUACUACUGGACUGGCGUGCUCAAUCGCUUUGAUACCAUUCUAGAAGUCGUCUGCCGUGACUACGAACUCUCUUCGAUUCAGGUCAACCACUUUACGCCGCUCACCAAGCGUCUCGUCUUCAGCAUCUUGCGCUUCUCUCGUCUUCUCAUCGAGAACUGCACCAACCGCAAGCUCUACAAUUCCUUCGAGCAUCUCAACGAGCUUUUGUACACACGCGAUCUUGACAUUCUCGAAGCUGCUCUUCGUCUCGUCCUCAGGGCCGCGCAGCAGCACAGCAGCCAUCAUCCUCGACACGACUUCCAGAUCUCUAAGGAUCGCCUUACCACUCUGGCUAUGAUCUGGACGCCUCGAGACCAUGGCCUUUCCCUUGUCGACAUUGCUCAGCCCGAUACUGCGUUGCCUUCAGAGCUCUCGCAUGUUCGCUUCCAGUUCUUCAAACGCAGUGGAACCGCUUCCCAGGGUGCUUCCACCUUUUCGCAGCCCUUUGCAUCAUCAACAUCAUCAUCAACACAGGCCAGAAAUUUUGCCUCCCCACAUCAGCCCCGCCAUCAUCAGCAGCAGCAUCAUGAUCAGUCGACAUCGACACCUACACGCUCGCGGCACAGGGACAACCGUCCUGCGAUGCUUCCUGCACUGUCUACCGGUGCGCUGCCUGCGACCCCAACUCGCGCAGAUGACAGGAACGAUGGUGGCAACAGCGCAACCCAGUCGGGCUCAGCCUCCGCGUCGGCACGUCGUGAAGGUCUAAUGACUGUCGAUCUUGGCAAAAUUAGUACUGCAAGUGGCGAUCCUGCUGAUUUGCUUGCCAAGGCGGUCGAGACCUACGAGAUCCCUCCCGAAGAGCGCUUCGAACUCUUCCAGCGCAUACGUCUCGCUCUCGGCUUCCCUAAUCAGCACGAACGCAAGCAGCUUCUCAUUUGCCGUCUCCUCGCCAUCGCAUGUUACGGCCUUGUCAUCAACGAGUCCGUUGCCAACACACAGCUCUUUCUGUAUGAGCCCGACCUAGUGCAGCGCAUAGCUUCUCUUGUUGACCCAGUCCAGAAGCUCGACAUGAGCGUCCAGAGCAGCGCCUUCUAUGCCCUUGACAGUCUUGGACGCUACCGCAACAAGGUCAGCGUGGUGCUCAACUCUGUCAAUGCUUCAGUCAACCACGGCAUCAUCCUGAGUGUCCUGCGAAACCUCAUCCAAGAUCUGCGCACCGACCAGCCCAACUCGAGCGAUCACUACGUCGACUCUGUCCUCAGCUUUGUCGCUUUCAUCGCCUCCACAUCCGUUGGCAGCCACAUGAUCGUUGGAGCAGGUCUGAUUCCCCUCCUCAUCGAGCUCGUCAACGUCCCCACGCCAGAUUGUUAUAUGGUGCAGCGCACCAUCUCGCGUGCUACUGGCCUCAUCGACAGCCUCACUUAUGCUGUACCGCAGGCUUUCGAUCUCUUCUGCAACGCCAGAGGUCUGGAUGUUAUGGUCGAGCGCAUCGAGGCCGAGGUCGAACGUGACAUCGACGAUGGCUCGGCGGAUCGCAUGAGCGUCCGUGUGUUUGGCGAGCCGGGUCCUGACAACAUCUAUGGCCGCCUCGCUUUCGGUCGCGCUUCUCUGCUUCGCGCCAUGUUCAAGUCCAUCACUCAGAUGAUGUCUUCCACAGGCACAGGCGAUGGUCUUCGCAAUCUCAUCAACACGUCGCUUCCAACUUCACUCAAGCGCAUCAUCGAGCACCGUUCCAUCUUCGGUCCCCAGGUCUUUGCAUUGGCCAUCAACAUCAUGGCUACUUUCAUCCACAACGAGCCCACUUCGCUCGCCAUCCUCCAGGAAGCCAAGAUCCCGGAAGCCUUCUUUGACGCUAUCGAGGCCGAUAUCGAGGCGCACUGGGACGUCAUCUACUCGAUUCCCAACGCUGUCGGAGCCAUCUGUCUCAACCAGGCAGGUCUUGAUCUUUUCAACGCACGUCCCAUCAUCCCCAAGCUUUUCUCGCUCUUCACCUCGGAGCGUCACAGCAAGGUCUUCCAGGACCGUGACAAUGCCAAUGCUUUCGGUGCUGCCAUUGACGAGCUCAUGCGUCACCAGCCCAGUGUCAAGACGAUCGUCAUGGACUCGAUCAUGCGUUCACUAGAGGAGAUCAAGGAGAUGGGUCGCAACUUUGAACUUCCGCAGGAUCUCAAGGCACGUGCUGCUUACGGUCUGCUUCCUGUCGGCGAUGCUGCAGCGGAUGAAGCAGCCGCCGCCGCCUCCACUGGUACAACCAACGGUCGUUCUGUUGCAUUGGCUGAUGUCGUCACCGACGAGCCCGACCCGAUCCGGAAAGAGGACAGCACCAAACUCGAAUCGAAUCCGGUCAUCACGUCUAUCGAUGUGAUCGCCCGCUUCCUAGAGGGUCUCUUCCAAACCGUUUCGCAUUGCAAGGACUUCAUCAAGCUCGACGGUCUCGAUAAGCUGCUCGGCUUCUACUCGUUACCUUGUUUGCCAUACGACUUCCCUCAGUCGCUUCUUGCCGACCCCCUCGUCACUUUGAUCCGCUUCAUGGCCGAGAUCAGUCCCAGCACUGUCCUCAUCGCAAUGCUCCGCGAUGUCAAGAAUGCUUCGGAGGAAGUCGCAGAGCUCUUCGGUGUAUCUGACAAGUCGUUCGCUUCGAUGACAUACCACAAUGCCACCUCACGUCUUCUCUGGAUGGCCACACCAAGGGAUGAUGCUGAAGCAGAGCGUGCCAACCUGGCCUUCCGCAAGCUUGCCGGUCUGUGCUCGCGCAGUCAUCUAUUCACUGAUGUCUGCUCGAUCAGCUACGUGGGUCACAAACUUCCCUCGAUCUUCCUGCAGACGCUUGUCUCAAGCGCCUCGUCCGGCACGAUGAGCAUCGCAGAGCUCGGUGCCAUUCACCGUGCCUGUGCUUGGGAGAACAUGUUGCUCAAGACCUCGCUACCUCCACCGAUACCACCGUCAGCGUCGACAGCCACAGCCAAUGAGAGCAAAGACGGUGAGGCUUCGCAGGCUGAAUCGCAAGGCUCUGAGGGACAGCCAUCCUCAUCGAAUGCUGCUGGUCAGACCAGCGCGACCUCCUUCUCCUCAGCCAUAAAUGGCGCGUCAGGUACGUCUGCGCCAGCGACUCAGGUGCAACGUCCUUCUCAGCAUGGUGUGCCUGACGAUCUGUUGCAGGACCUCGCUGGUACGGUGGAGCAGACACGCACUGCAGUCUCUCCGCAGACGCAAGAGCAAGACCCAAGGCAGCGAAAUGCGGCUGCUCUUCGAUACGUCGCAUCGCAGAUCCCCUCUUCGCUGACCUCGCUCUUUGAAGAGACGGUUCGAUACCUUGCGCCGCGUCGCAGUGUCGACACAGCCCACAAAGCUGCAGCCCACACCGUCUCAGUCGAGAUCGCCAAGUCCCUCAAGGAGCAUCUCACAUGGCGUGAAUCGAGCAACGGCAUCAACAGCUUCGCCUUUGCCACGCUCAUGAUCUGCCAGACAAGCUGUCUCCUCUUUGAUGAGCGUCCAAGCUCGCCAGUAGUUUAUUCGGCCAUCUUGCGUGCCUUCGACAAGCAAGGCGGUCUCGAAGCGCUCUUCGAUCUCUUCCGUCGCUAUGUGGCAGAGAUCGAUCGCUUCUACAAUGGACACGGCAACCGCGUCGAUCCUUCGGCAGCUGACUUUGACGAAGCCGGGAUCAAGCUCGGUCACACAUGUGGUGGUCUCAAGGUCACUUUGGGCUUGCUACUCAAGCUCGUACAUUGCAAAGGACUCAUCGACUCUGCACAGACGACACAGCUCGUGCGCGAAGGCGGCAAGGAUGUCUUCGAACCACACGCCUACCUGAUCAAUAUUCGCUCUCAAGUGCUCUCGCUAUUGCUCUUUGUCUGGGACAAGCCCUGGCUUCCGUCCUUGCCGGCUUCGGUCAACCGUCUGAUGCUGCAGAACCUCCUCACCAUUCUGAAAGCUCAGAACGAGAAUGUGCCUACCGCCAAGAAGAGCACGCCACCAGGCUCCUCAUCCACAGCUGCCACGCUCGAGUCAGGUCUGCAAGGGCUCAUGAAUAUGCGCAACCCCUUUGCCUUUGGAAGUGCUCCGCGUGUCGUUCCUGCGCCAGUUCGAAGAGCACCAAAUGAGGAUCGUGUUCGCACCAUGGUUGACAUGGGCUUCCCUGAGAAUGCAGCACGCCACGCCUUAUCUCGUUGUCAGAACAACCUCAACGCUGCAACCGAAUACCUACUCAUGCAUGACGAUCUCGUUGUUCAGUACCGAGACAACCCAAACCGUUCUUGGAACGACGAAGGCGCCACUGGCCCGGCUAGAGGGCAAACUGGAGCUCCUGCGGCUGCUGAGUCGACAGCAACAGGCCCCGAUGCCACUGCCACUGAUGAAGCAGCCGCUACUCCAGCGGCCGGGACUGCAGCUACAGACGGCGAUGCCGACGAUUGGGAGGACCAAAUGACAGACGCUCCAACGCCAGCAGCGAAUGCAGCAGCAGCUUCCACAGAUGCAUCUGGCGACGUGCAGGAUGCAGCCAUGACUGAUGCUGCUGACAGGUCGAACGCUACUGACUCCACAAGCCGCACCGAGAAGGACGACACCAUGGACUCCGACAAAGUUGCAAAGAUGAAGGUAGAGUUGGAGCAACAGCGUAGCCUACUUCGAUCCUCACUUGUCGAGCGUGGUCUCGAGCUUGCUGAUCAUCAUCCGGCUCUAGUCUUCGAGGUCAAGUCCGCCAUUUUGCUCGAGGCUUCUGACCGCGUCAAGACCAUGAAGUACGUUGAGACGCUCGCCAAGCUCAUCGAAUCGGAAGCAUCUGGUGCUUUUGGCCUCAAGGCCGAAUUUGUGGCAUUGCGAAUGCAGCUGCUCGCUCUUGUCUUGCACGACGAGCAGAUCUUCAAGCAGCUCGACCGUGACAUGGCUACCACUGUGCUUCGAGCUUUGGAAGGCCUCGUUCAGCUUUAUGGAAACCGUUCGCAUUCCAACACUGGCACAGAUAGCUCCUCCGCGACUCAAUCAGCUGAUUUGUCUCAGAACACACCGGCUUCUGUUCAGCAAAAGCCUUCUACAGCAACGCCAAAGUGGCUUGCAUCACUCAUUCUUGCCUUGGUCGGCAUCCUCGGCUUCUCGGAGGACAUCGUCGAAGUCAAGACUGACGAUGCCUUCUUGGAUGUUUCUGUGGAAGCUGAGUCCAAGGCUGCAAGCGGAAGUGGCGAGUCCAGCUCAAAGCCGCAAGAGGCUGCUGCCGACGGUCCGUCAUCUGCUAGCUCCUCCCCGGAAGAGCCAACUCUGCCGCGCGUGCGUGUCGGAUCGGUGCCCAUCUCGGAUGCCCUCUUUCAUUUCACUGUGCAAAUCUUCCGCGAGGCCACGACGCUCGAGCGCAACGAUCUCCUGGCUGCUUUCCGCCUCUUGACAGUCCUGACCCGGAACCACUCGUAUGCAGCGCGCUUUGCACGCGAGGGUGGAGUCCGCUUGAUCUUUGAGCCCUUUAGGGUGCUAGAGCCCAAGCAAGUGUCCGGUUGCCAGCCCUUCGUCGCGAUCGUCCUACGUCACAUCGUCGAAGACGCCCAGACGUUAGCUACGGUGAUGGCGCAAGAGAUUCACAGUCUUGUCGCCCAAUCGCGCAACAAGACAAGCGACACUUCCACUCUCGUUCGUCAGCUCGACUGCGCGGUACUGCGUGAUCCCAACGUCUUCCUAGAAUCGGCUGUUGCCAAGGUGGAGAUGACCGAGUACUCGCCGACCAAAGGCAGUGGCCACAUCAAGCUGCUCCAGGAACCUAGUGCUACCGAAAGCGGUCCUAAAGAGUCGCCAUCCGACCUCGCUGGCAACGGACAAACCAGCUUGGCAAGUCUUCGUCUCGGUGACGAGCCAAUGAAAGGUGCAGCUGAUGGUGGUAAUGCAAAGACCGCCGAUGAGCUGGCCUCCUUCUUCAAGUCCACGCCUCAAGCUACGCCCACAAACGUGCCCUCCGAGGAGGUGGAUGGCUUGAUGGGCUUUUUGCUGACAGAGCUGCUCAAGACCACAAGCAGAAAGACUCAGUCUUCGUGUACCGCUUCGAAUGACAUCAAGGAUAUGUCCGAGACUUCGGCCAACGGCCCCACCGCCAAUGCUUCUGACGCUACUUCGGCCUCUGCUGAGCCCUCUGUUUCCUCUACGACAUCUGCAGUCCCUGAGAAGGAGAAGGAGAAGACCGAGGAGCAGAAGCAAGACGACAUCGCCUUCUUCUAUUCUUCCUUCCUCAUGCAGUGUCUUACUGAGCUGCUGUCGUCGUACUCGACCUGCAAGACCUCUUUCACCAACUUCAGUAAGAAGCGCCUCUUCGCCGCAGCUGCAGGUACCAUCGCUACACAUGUCGCCACUCCUGCUGCUGGCCCUUCGAGCUCUGCCACAUUUGCACCAGGAACACCUGGCGCCAAAGAGACUGGUCGAUCACGAGCAGGCAUCCUCGGCACGUUCUUGACCGACCUUGUACCAGCAGGCUUCCUCAGCUCAUACGGCAACGCCGAACUGCGCAGAAAGAUGACACUGUCGAACUGGGCUAUGUCGGUGCUCGUUGCGCUCACAGCCGACGUGACCGUGCACAUCGACGUCAAGGAGGUGCCCGCUGAUCUUAUUGCUGUGCGCAAGACUGUACUGGAUGCAAUCGCUCGAGCCAUCAAGGAAGCCGCUUCAUGCUCUGAGCCCAUCGAAGUCAGGUAUGGCCGUCUCUACGCUCUCAGCGACCUAUGCUACCGACUGCUCAUUGCUCGCCCCAACAGUACCGGUGGCAAGCAGACCGAAGAUCUCACCCUUCAUAUGGCCAAGACCAUGCUGGAGAAGAACUACGUCACCGUACUCACCAGCGCCAUCGCCGAUGUCGACCUCAACCUGCCCACUGUCAAGUCGUUGCUUGAAGCCAUCUUGCGACCACUCGAGCAUUUGACAAAAAUCGCGAUCAAGAUGGGUAAGGCAAAGGACAAGAACGGCAACCGUGCUGUCGUCGACGAGUCUGAAGAAGAGACCGACUUCUCUUCGGACUACGACAUGGAGGACGAGUUCGAUGACGAGGAUGAGGACGAUGAAGACAUAGAGCGCGAGGACACGCCAGACUUCUACCGCAACUCGUCACUUGGCAUGCACACCGGUGAGAUGGAGACCGGCUACGACGACGAUGAGAUGUCGGAUGAGAACAUGGAUGACGACGAGGACAUGGAUAUGGAGGACUUCGAUACCGAGACCGGUAGUGAGCUGUCCAGUGACGAAGAGCUGGAAGGCGAGGACGGCGACAAUCCGCGCGUUAUCGAGAUCACUGAUUCCGACACUGACAUGGAUGACUCGAGUGAUGAGGACUCUGACUCUGAUGAUGACGGUCACACCCACUCUCAUGGUCACGGCAGUCACGGCGACGACAUCAGCAUCGACGGUGAGGACGACGGAUGGACGGAUGAGGAUGACGAGGACGAGGAUGGUGACGAUCUGGAAGGCGAAGACGGAGAGCCACUCGACUUCGAGGAAGCGCUUGACUUUGUUUUUGAAGAUGGUGAGGAAGGCAUGCCUCCCAUCCCAGAAGAGUACGAGCCAGAAGACGAGUCGGCUGCUUUUGACGGCGCCGACCCGCUCAUGGAUGACGAGGAAGAGAUCGAGAUGCUCGAGGAAGAUUCGAUGGACGGUGGCAUGGACGGAGACGAGCUAUCUCAACUCGAGCUCGCUGAAGAAUAUGCUGCUCCUGUCGAUGACCGUUUCGGAGCCAACUGGGGCUGGACCGCUGUUCCUGACCCUCGUACUGCAAGCUCUGGCGCGUCCGGCGACCGACCUCGCAGCGCUGGCGUGUUCCCGCCCAACUUUUUCCUUCCUAACGCCAUCGCCAACAUGGCUGGUGGCACGGGCGGUCAUCGUCGACGCGGAUUGCUUGACUUUGACUCGAUGAUGGGUCCUCGUCGUGCAGCACCUCCUUCCGACGAGAUCUCCACCCAUCCCUUGCUUGUCGACCAGUCAGAUGCUGAUGCUAGCCGUCACGCUGGGCGUGCCACACGCCGUGCUUCCGGCGGCGGACAGUUGCCUUCAGGCUAUGCCGAUUGGGCACAGUCAGUGGAAGACUUUGUCGGAGAAGGCGCUCUGCAGUUCCUGGAGAACCUUCUCAGCCGAGGUGGCGCCAACCAGGGUAUUCGCAUCGAGGUCGGUGACGGCGGACGAAUGCGCAUCGAUGGCGUCAACGUUGGCGGCCAUCUUGGACGAGCUCGUCACCAUCACCACCAUCAUCACAGCCACACGCACCAAGGUCAGGCCAUGCUCGGCGGUGAGGGCCAACGAGCCCCCAGCAGCCGACAAGCUGCCGCGAUGAGCGAUCCUGUUGUCCUUGCACAGUCGUUCACUCCUAUGCCUACCAUCACUCGUUGGUCCGAAGAGGCGCUUAUUCUACUCCCAUCUUCGCCUGUCUCGAGCGAGCGAACCUCGAAGAUGCGCGCCCACCUCAUCAAUGCAUUGCUGCCAGGCUUCAAGAAGAGCCGUCUCGAGACUCGUCGAAAGCUCGAGGAAGACCGCAAGAAGCUCGAAGAGGCCAAGCAGACCCGAGAGCAGGCCGAGACCGAGCUCAAGCGUCUGCGCGAAAGCAAGGAGCGCACGGAAAAGGAGCUGGAAGAGGCACGCGAGAGGCUACGUGAAGGACUUGCCGCAGCCAGGGCAACGGUUGCCGCCGAUUGUUCUCCAGACUUGACGCCAGCUGCCGAAACAUCAACUUCGGAUGCUGCAGCCGACCAGCAGCAAACGAACGCCUCCGCAACUACCUCAUCGGCUUCUGAAACUAUCGCACCUGCUGCAGCCCUUGAAAAUGCUGCACCAGCCACCGAUGACGUCGAGAUGACCGACGCUGAACCUGCCCCCGCUCCGUCAGCCGCGAGUGUUGCUGGAGGCGCAGAGGCAAGCUCGUCCUCGGCACAGCCUGCGGAACCGCCUGCUGGCGCUAGCAGCGGACAAGCGGAUGCUCCAGCUGCAGAGCGUGCCACGAUCACCAUCAACGGCGAGGAGAUCGACAUCACCGACACCGGCAUCGAUCCGACCUUCCUAGAGGCGCUUCCCGACGAUCUGCGAGAAGAGGUGCUCAACCAGCACUUCCGAGAGCGUCGAGCCACCGAAGCCACCAGCAACCUUCCUCAGCCUACGAGCAUCGCGCCCGAGUUCCUCGACGCUUUGCCACCUGAGCUUCGCGCCGAAGUGAUCCACCAGGAGGCCAUCGAGACCUCUCGCCGUAGGAUUCGCGAGCAGAUGGCAGCUCAAGGCAACGAGCGAUCUGGCCAAGGUGCAGGCCGACCCACGACGGAGGAUGCAUCUUCCACAUCUUCAUCGCGACCCGCUGGACAGAGCUCAGGCUCUGCUGGCCAGAGUGGAGACACUCGAGGAUUCUCCUUCGGCGAUGAUGCUAUCGAAGAGAUGCUCAGAGAUGACGAGCAGCUCCUCGACAUCUUGCCAAUGGGAGGCAGCUUGGGAGGUGAAAAUGCCGAUGGCAGACCACGACAGCAUCGUCGCUUCGACGAGGAGGACGACAGCCAAGAUGUGUCGAACGGCACAGUUCGUGCAUUGCCAGCUUCGGCGGCCGCUCGCCGUCUUGGUGACUUGCCCAUUCGUGUGCUCGAUGUGACAGGUGGGCCACGACUCGGCGCACCGAACGGCGGUAUCGACGCUGCUAACACGGAUGCGUCAAAGAAGCCUGGUCCUCGUGAUGCGAUCCAGCUACUCGACAAGUCUGGUGUGGCCACGCUGGUGCGUUUGCUGUUCUUCCCACAGAUGAACGCCAAGCAGACAGCUCUACACAAGGUGCUCGCCAACUUGUCCGAGAACGCCAAGACGCGAUCGGAGUUGCUCAACCUUUUGCUGAUGGUUCUGUCGGAAGGAUCGGUGGAUGCACAUGCAGUGGACCGCUCGUUCGUUUCGAUGAGCAAUCGCGCCAACCGCAUGCACGCAACUCCCUCGAGACCAACUCCCAAGCGAGCCAACUCGGGUCCUGCCAGCGCUUUCCAUGGCCACGCCUCCACUCCUGGCGGUCAGAGCUCGACUGCGCCGCUGUCGAAGACCGGUGACGAGGCUCCAUUCUUGAUCGCCUCGCGCAGCAUCGACACGCUUCUUCACUUGACGGCUGUCAACACACAAGCAGCGCUCUACUUCUUGCGAGACGACUUGCGCCCGCCUAAGCGAUCCAAAGGCAAGGAGAAAGAGAAGGAGAAGGAUGCUACGGAGCGUGGUGCAGCACCGCUCAAUGUGUUGUUAGGUCUGUUGUCUAAGGAGACAAUUUUGGCUAACAGUCAGCUGGUCGACUCGCUCCUGGCACUGUUGAGCACGGUGACCAAGCCUUUGCUGGCGGUAUCCCCCAAGCCUGAGGACGCCAAGCAAUCCAGCAACGCGACGGAGCAGACGAACAGCGAGGCAGCCACGAGCACCGAAAUGGUUCGAAGCGACGGUGCCGGUCCCGCGAUUGUUGGUGCUGGAGCAAACACUAGCAACGAAGCUGCGCCGGCGAGAGCUGUAGCAGGUAUCAGUGCUGCCCCUGGCAACAACGAGGUGCUAUCCACAACGAAGGCCACAGAAGCGGCAAGCGCCGCAGCCGCAGCUGACGGGUCUUUGUCUGCUACGCCUCUAGUACCUGCUGAUCGACUUUGCAACAUUGUCAAGCCUCUGGCGACUGCAGUGUCAAGCAAAGGCUUCCAGCACACAUUGGCGGUGGCUUCACACUUGUCGAUGAUAGAUGGAGCUCGAGACACGAUCUGCGGAGCGUUGCAGACACAAGCGAAUGAAGCGUCGAAGGCGUUGGUGACGGACCUGGAUGCUUUGCUCUCGACACUUCCAGAGCCUGUUGAGGAGGACGAGGAGGAGGAAGCGGAGAAGAAGACAGCCUCUGGAGCUGAGAACGGUGGAAGCAGCUUGACAGAGACACCCUCGGUUGCUGCAGCCGCAACAGCAGCAGCGGCAGCAGCCUCAGCUGGUGUGACACAAUCGGGCAUCGUGAUUAGCGGACCUACAGUGACGGAUCGUCUGUCGGCGAUGAGCGGAGCGCAGCGAAUUGAGUCGAAGGCGUUGGCGACGUUGGCAAGCCCAGCAAAUGCCCAAGCGGUGCUGCUGCGAAGUCUUCGUGCUCUCGACUAUAUCAUGACUGGACGUUGA